Molecule: messenger RNA, 858 nt
Organism: Oppiella nova
Lineage: Eukaryota; Metazoa; Arthropoda; Arachnida; Sarcoptiformes; Oppiidae
Source: the annotation of a GenBank genome assembly
AUGUCUUCAAUUCUGUAUCGAAAUAACGGCACAAGAAUUAGUCGAGUGUUGAGUCGUUUGAAUACAAGCGUAAAGUUGGCCACAAAUGCCCGGAUUAUCGGUAAUCAAGGGCUCAGUCGUCACAUACCGGUGCGCUCUAAGACCCGAUGGGUGGCCUAUAAUAAAGGUUCACUGAAGGUGACGGUAAAGCCAUUGAAAGUGACGGUAAAACUGAAUGCAAUCGACAGGAGAGACAAAAGGCAUCGAAAGGCCAUUGAAUACGAGGUUUUCGACAAAUCGUUUGCUUUGAUCGAGAAGUACAGCAAAGAGAGUACUAAUGGUUUGAGUAAACGAUUUCAGAGGGACUACCGGCGCCGUAAGGCUCGCAUGAAUUGGCAUAAAGUGUGGGGCCGGGAGCUGAACGAUGGGAAGGGUACAAAUAUUGCUGAAACGGCCACUAGCGCAUAUUUAAUAGGACCUUGGGUGAAAAAUAGUCCGACCCUAGGACCUCAUGGAUUGGCUGAGUAUAGUGUAACAGUAAAAGAGGAGAAAAUAUUCAAUUCAUUCACAAUUCGGCCCAAAAUAUGCACCGAUUUGUCGCAAUGUUUCGAUGUCAACACCAUUAAAAUCACUCCGGACAUUAAACAAACUUCACGAUAUGGACCUACAGUACAUAUAUUAGACUGUAGUAAAUCUGGUAUUUACACUGACCCUGCUGAUCCCACCAAGGACCUACCAAAUGUUUGCAGAUGCUUACCUGCCCAUUAUGGUCCUAAAUGUGAAAUGCUAGAUUAUUGUGCUGAUAAGCAACCCGGUAAACAAUACUGUAAAAGUUUGGGUGAUUUAGAUUGCAUCGAGGACCACGCUGAAAAUUUUGCA